AUGGACACAAAUUCCUGUGCAGACACAGAAAUUGUGGAUUACUGUUAUGAAUUUGUAAAUGGGUCUUGUAUUAAAACCACCCGAUCGAACAGCCUUCGAGUAUUCCUGUACACGUUUCUGAUAUUAAUAAUUCUUUCUACUGUCAUUGGGAACCUAUUACUUAUUGUUUCAAUCGUCCACUUCAAGCACCUUCAGACACCCACCAAUUACCUAAUUCUUUCCUUGGCUACUGUGGACUUUCUGCUGGGAUGCUUGGUUAUGCCUUAUAGCAUGGUGAGAUCAGUGGAAACAUGCUGGUAUUUAGGAGAGGCAUUCUACCGCUACUUUGCAGUGUGUGACCCACUAAAGUAUAAGUUAAGAAUAACUUUGUUCUCAGUGCAGAUAAUAAUAUUCAUUAUCUGGAGUGCUUCUGCUGUUUUGGCCUUUGGCAUGAUCUUUUUAAAGUUAAAUUUGAAAGGAAUGGAGGAAUUUUACAGCGAUGAAAUCACUUGCUGUGGGAAUUGCAUACUUGUGUUGAGUGAAAUAUCAGGAGUAAUUUCUUCUUCCAUUUCUUUCUACAUCCCAGGAGUUGCCAUUCUCUAUAUUUAUUGUAAGAUUUAUUUUGUGGCUGUAAAACAAGUGAGGCAGAUAAACAGAGAAACAGUUCAAAUUCAAGACAUCAGAGUAAAUAGAAUCUGGUUUCCACGAAGAUAUGAAAGAAAAGCUGCCAAAACUCUAGGAAUCGUGGUGGGCAUAUUCCUGAUUUGUUGGUCCCCGUUCUUCAUUUGCAACACAAUAGAUGCAUUUCUUAACUAUUCAGUACCACCCGUUUUAUUUGAUACUCUUGUUUGGUUUGGUUACUUGAAUUCUACAUUUAAUCCUAUGAUCUACGGUUUUUUCUUUUCUUGGUUCAGAAAAGCUGUGACAAUUAUUUGCACAUGUAAGAUAUUUCGGUCUCAGUCCUCUAGAAUAAAUUUGUACUGUGAGUAA
This is a messenger RNA of Mobula hypostoma (lesser devil ray), 969 nucleotides long. Its product is annotated as trace amine-associated receptor 1-like. Gene Ontology annotation, molecular function: trace-amine receptor activity. Gene Ontology annotation, biological process: G protein-coupled receptor signaling pathway. The record is from RefSeq and is a predicted model, not a curated record. Gene Ontology annotation, cellular component: membrane. Bases 1 to 969 code for a protein of 322 amino acids. The transcript has 2 exons. NCBI's taxonomy places the organism in Eukaryota, Metazoa, Chordata, Chondrichthyes, Myliobatiformes, Myliobatidae.